CACAGGUCUUCACUUGAGAGGAGCCCACGGAGGAGCCUGAUCCACAGCACCGUGAGUCCAGCUCAACAUUAUAACGAAUAGUGCUGUGUCUGCCCUAUCGACGAGUGAGCACGAGCCUGGAGGAUGUGGAGCUGCGGAGACUCUGGAGGGAACCUGCUGCUGCUGGGUCUGGCCUGCUGCCUCUCUCUGUCUGAGGCCUGCUUCUGUGAGAAGUACCCCUGGAGUCAGUGGUCUUCCUGCUCCAGCACCUGCAACCAUGGCACCCGCACACGGAACAGGAACGUGGACUUCUGGGAUGGAUACUACUGGAAGUACAGCUGUCCACAGCUUUGUGUAUUCAGCGAGGUAGGCCCAUGUAACCAACAGUCUUGUCACAUCGACUGUGAGCUGAGCGAAUAUACGCCCUGGUCCGAGUGCUCGCCCUGCGCCAAGAAACAGUUGCGGACACGCUCAGUGCUGACCCCAGCUCAGUUCGGAGGAGCUCCCUGUAGUGAGGAGCUGAUGGAGGAGCGUCCAUGUUACCCAGCCAAAGAGUGCAGACUGCCCGCACUCAGUUGCAAGGACCUGUUCAAGUGUGACAACGGCCGCUGUAUAAACACCACCCUGACCUGUAACAGCCAAAAUGACUGUGGAGAUAACUCAGAUGAGAGGAACUGUCGCUUUGUCACCUCUGUGUGCCCACACCAGUCCCUACGCAUUGUGCCCGGAGCAGACCUCAUCGCCAACGGGUGGGAUGCCUUAGGGGACAGGUCUCGAGCUGCCGUUUUGGACAAUAACUUUAUGGGUCCAGAGUGUGUGAUCCGCAGACCUCCAGAGACACAGUUGUACCAUCGAAUGCCCCAUAAUUUCAACAGCUUUGAAAUCAAGGCAGGCAGAGAGGAGGACUUCUCAGCCAACCCCCAGCCCCUUGUCACAGAGACCAUCGACUUUAAAGACUCCAAGAUGAGCAAUGCAAUUACGCAGACAGACAAAGGCUCACUCUUCCUUCUUUUCUAUUUCGGCCGAGGCUCCAGCUCCGACAGUAAUUCCAAGAAGGAGGCUUUUGAGUCCUCCAAAAAAAAGAACUCACACUUCGUCCGAGUGCACCAGGUCCUGCCAGUGGCAGACUUCUCUCUGCGUAAGGCCUCAGACCUGGUUUUGGCUCAGCCCUUCCUGCAGUUUCUCCAUGCCCUCCCACUGGAGUACAACUACCCACUAUACCGGGACAUCUUCAUCCGCUUUGGCACGCACUACCUGGGUUCCGGAGUGUUGGGUGGCCUCUACGAUCUGCUCUACCAGUUCAGCGAGGAGACACUCAAGGCCUCUGGGGAGUCUAAGGAGACAUUCAAAGGUUGUGUGAGUAGUGAGACCUUCUUCACAGUCAUCCUCUACUCUCAAUACAAAAAAGUGGCACGCUGCAGGGACGAGAGCUCCACCGAGAGGAUUACAGCAUCAUACAUCCAGCGCUCAGAGAAGUCUUUCUCUAUGGUGCGGGGAGGGCGGGUACGUGAGGCAGCCCGUCUGAGCUGGGUGAGGGACCAGGAGCCUCCCAACAAACAAGUAUUCAGAGACUGGGCACGCUCUGUGCUGGAGCAACAAGAGGUGGUCGACUACAAGCUGCGCCCCCUGGUGGAGUUGGUGCGGGGCCUCCCUUGUGCGGUCACUAAGCGCAGACACCUGCGGAGAGCACUGCUGCAGUAUCUGGAUGAAUUUGACCCCUGUAAGUGCUCUCCCUGUCCCAACAACGGACGUGCUGUGCUGGAGGGGACCCAGUGUUUGUGUGUGUGUCAGACCGGGACCUAUGGACCCAACUGUGAGCUGAGGGCCCCUGACUUCACCUCAGAGGCAGUGGAUGGCUCCUGGAGCUGCUGGGGUUCCUGGAGCAGCUGUGGGGCCUCCAUGAGCAGGAGGAGGACCAGAAGCUGUAAUAACCCUGCACCUCUGAAGGGAGGGAAGCCCUGCCCUGGGCCCAGCCACCAGGAUGACCCCUGCUUCAUCUCCAUCUUUGAACAACAACAAACCUGCGACAACGAUGAUGACUUCACAGAGGGCUGGAUAGAUGAGCUGCCCCCAGGAUUCAAGGGCUGCCUGCGACCCAAGAGACCUGAGAAUGGCUACCUCCGGAAAGCCAAGCAGUACUAUGAGUUUGGGGAGGAUGAGGAGAUCAUCUGCUUCACAGGCUUCGAGCUGGAGGGCUAUCAGUUCUUUAACUGUCGUCUAGAUGGGUCCUGGAGCUCCUUGCAGGGACGCUGCAUCAGGCGAACCUGUGUCCCCCCUGACGUGCCUGAGGGGAUGCUCUUAUUCCCAAAUAAACAGCUGUAUCGUGUGGGGGAGUCUGUGGGCUUUAAUUGUGUGAGCCCAAGCCUAAGCCCCCAACCCCGCACUCGCCACAAGUGCAGUCCGGCUCUGAGCUGGGAGCCCGCUUUGCCUCAGGACCUGCGGUGCACAAAUGAGGUCCCGUACAUCCCUGAGAGCCGCUGUGACCUAGGACAGAAGCUGCAGAAUGACCAGUGUGUGUGUAAGGAGCGCCAGAGCUGCAUGGCAUAUGUAGCCAGUGUGUGUGUGCUGAACACUGAGGCAGACGUGGCCGUGCACAUGUCUCUGUGCUCCUUACACACGGGCCGCUGCCAUGGUGACCCCCUCUUCUACAUCUCAGACGGACAGUGUGACAGUUUGGACCCCGCCAAAGUGGCCUGGGCCCGCUUCAGAGUCAAGAUGGCUGCCAAGAGCUCCAUCCAUCAGAGCUGCGAUCUGGACACAUGCUAUGAGUGGGAGACGUGCUCAGCGUCAAAGAGGUGUGAGUGCAAGAGGCCUCGAGACUGUGCAUCAGAUGCUCCCCCGCUCUUCUGCGUCACCAUCUCUGUGCUCCAGAUGACCCGCCCUAUGAGUCUGUGCACCAUGGCCGCCAUGCUCUGUGCUGGACACCAGCUGGAGAUCAGCGAGGGCCCCUGUCCGUGAGGGCCCCUAUCUUACCACCGCUUGAAUAGGGUACUAACCAGCUUCAAGUUCUUCAACAUGCCAUCUUGGCACAUCAGUCUUUUCUGUUAUGGCUUUAGUAUUUACAUGAAAGAUGGAGAACUGACUUCUAACAUAAAGUCAUCCCAAAUGUGUGCUUUUUUCUUAAUGUUUAACUCUUUAAACAUUUAAAAUGUAACUACAUGCACAUUAAUAAAUACAAAAUUCUGAUCUUAGAUAUUUUCAGUUUAAAUCUAGAAUAAAUGGUUAUUAUUUUUAAUUUUUUUAAUUUUUAUUUCUUUGUAAAAAUCUAACAGUGGAUUGUGAAUUCUUUUGUACUAAAUAACUUCAUUAAUAUGAGCCACCCUUUUGAUUGCCUGUACACCGGUUGUACCUGUCACAUAUUCACUACUGUCAAAGUGUGAUUACAACAUUAUAUAAAGAGGCUUCAGAUAGAGAUCAUGUAGGGAGGGUACUACGACGGGCACCUACCUCUACUAUAGCUCAGAAGAAUUAGCCAUUUUCAGUUUGAAGAGUUUAAAAAAUCACAGAAAUAAUCAUUUAGAAUUGACUUGAUUUUUUUUGCUCUAUAAGCUAAAAUCUCUCUUGUUUGGACAGAUGUAUUUGGGUAAAAGCAACACCUACAAACAAACACCUGAAAUGUAUCUGUUCCUAAAUGCUUUUUGUACUGUCGUAGCACCUUUUAGCCAGGUCAUGAGUUUGGGUGAUUUAUGUUUUAUUUUAUGCUGGUCUUUCUUCACUCCAGAUGAUACGGGCACAUUACUGUUGUAAUGUUCAUGUGUUAUUCAGUUAUUCAGAACUAUUAAACCACGUUUAAACAUUGA
This is a messenger RNA of Periophthalmus magnuspinnatus, 3779 nucleotides long. It is a transcript of the gene c6.2, whose product is annotated as complement component 6. Gene Ontology annotation, molecular function: protein binding. Lineage: Eukaryota; Metazoa; Chordata; Actinopteri; Gobiiformes; Gobiidae. The record is from RefSeq and is a predicted model, not a curated record. The coding region runs from base 124 to 2937 and encodes 937 amino acids. Gene Ontology annotation, biological process: immune response. Gene Ontology annotation, cellular component: membrane attack complex. The transcript is spliced from 18 exons.